Molecule: messenger RNA, 7604 nt
Organism: Sander lucioperca (pikeperch)
Lineage: Eukaryota; Metazoa; Chordata; Actinopteri; Perciformes; Percidae
Gene: nsd1a
Product: nuclear receptor binding SET domain protein 1a
Exons: 23
Coding region: 458-6904 (2148 amino acids)
Biological process (GO): regulation of DNA-templated transcription
Cellular component (GO): chromatin; nucleus
Molecular function (GO): protein binding; histone H3K36 methyltransferase activity
Source: RefSeq, a predicted model, not a curated record
GUUUGGAGGGUGAGUGUCACGGCCCUAUGCAGACGGGGGGUUGGGUAGCAGUGCCGAUUGGUUGCUGCUCACCAACACAGUCAGUCUGGGCUUGUUUUAACAUAACCGGGGGCACUUCGACAGCAGGCAAAAAAUCAUGUAGUAAAUAAGCUGCUGUGGCUGCUAGGGGACCGGUUAUGGCACACUGAAUUUCGCCGCUGUAUGAUGUUGCAGCGUAAUGGAGAUUUACUUGUUAUUUCGUAUUUAAGGUGACAGUUUUUAGGGGGCCGCCGCUGAUGAGGCGAUGAAGUGCAGAGAAUGAGAGCUGUGCCUUGGCCUACUGCUAGUGCUGCUGCAGCUGGGAUUGUGCAGAUCCGCUUUUACAAACCGAGAAAAAUAUUCGCUUUGUGCCACAUUAUCAAACAUCCGCUGUUGGUUUCUCUGUGGCCGAUUUCCAAAUGGAUAUAACCAUGACAACAUGAAUCAGUCAUACAGACCGGCUGUUAGGGGAGGCUCAGUGUUUGGCUCAGGCCAGCCAGAGCGGAGGCCCCGCAAUGGUCUUAUGGGCACUUCCUAUGGAAACCAAUGUGGCAUUGUGAGACCUGGGUCAGACCAACCGUCAGCCGUGCAACAGCCAUCCUCUAGCCUCAAACAUCCAUCUGUACUGGGGUACAGUCAGCCAGACCGAUCUCACUGCUACAGCCCGGUGAAGAGACAGCAGGACCAGAACACUGUGGUCAACAGGCCUGACCUAGAAAGGGACCUCCAUCCUAGGAACCACUUGCACUGUGCAAGCCCAAUCAGUGAUGAUGGUGAGUUUGAGGCACCGUCAGUCCAGCUGCCUCCUUCUCCAAGCAAUGAGGAUAUGGAUCCCUUUGAGACUCUGCAGGACGUGAACAGAAAUGGCUUCUCCCCUCACAGUCCUGACAGCAUGGAGCGCUGUUCUCCCAUCCCCAAUGGCUACCUGCAUUUUGAGUCCACGCUGUUUGACAGCAGUGACAUCAAGGAGGAGGAUGAGGACGGGGAGGGCAGUAGUAGUGAGGACAUGGCGCCUUUUCACCACUCGCCAAAGUUGAGUCAGGACCGAACUGUGACUGACAAUAAGACUUCAAGCAGCUCAGGGGUGGAUAAAAGAACAUACAAACCUACUGUCUUUAACCUGAUGUCCAAAACUAUAUCUGAACUCAACCCUACACUAAGCCCCAGCGCACUGCCAGAAAUCACUAUGAGAGAUGGGUGGAGCUUGGGUGAGGAAUCAGACAGUGAUGGUGAACUUACCUCUCCUGUUGACCCUGGACUUAGUUCACCAGCUGGUACCAACUCGAACUCCAACAGCCCAAAGAAAAAGCCUCUUCCUGCAGUAAAAUACAUGGAAGGGGACUUGGUGUGGGCUAAAUUCAACAGACGGCCCUGGUGGCCCUGCCACAUCACCUGUGACCCAGACCAGGCGAUCUACACUAAGAUGAAAGUUCCCAGUCCCCGUCCUUGUCGGAUGUAUUUCCUGGAGACAAUUGGGGAGAUUGUAGAAGGUGCCUGGGUCCCCGGGAAUGCCAUACUUUCUUUUGAAGGAGGCCAUCAGUUUGAAGACCUGCCUGUGCUUAGACGGAGAGGGAAGCAGAAGGAGAAAAACUACAAAUAUACGAUACCCAAAAGUUUACUCACUGCGUGGAAAGUCAGUGUGGCAGAAGCUGAGGUUAUGCUCCCAGAUCGACAAAGGAAUACUGAAAGCGUGCUUUCAAUAUCUGUCAACGGAGAGGAGCGUGUGCCUAGCCCACUCCCUACUGAAAAGCCACAGGAGGCCCCCUCUGUCUCUGUGGAUCCUGGUCGAUCCCCAUCACCCAGUAUGGCCCCUAACGGAAAUAAGCACAAUCUCAUAAAAAACUCUGCUGCAGUUCAAUCCAAUAAGAGCAAAACUUGUAAGAAGAAAAAGAAAUGUUUGUCAGACAUAUUUGGCCAUAUAGUUGGUGGCUCAAAGGAAUUAUCUACCAUCACAAACACAGCGGAUCAGUUUCAUACAACAACUCGUGCACUAAAAGAUGAGCCAAAGGACUCGCCUUAUGCAGACCUGGAUUCAGUUCCAAUACUGCAUCGCCCCAAACGCACAGCCGUGUCUGCAAUACAAGAUAUAGACAGAUUGUUCAGAAAAGAACAGGGUUCAACAAAAGCUAAAACAAAGUUUACUGAAAAAGUGAACCAUUCUACAGAUCCCCGUGAAUCCUCUAGCAUUUUAACAAAUAAAUUGACAUCUAAAGAUACAAAUUCUGAACAGAGUUUGGGCAGCUGUAGUGAAUUGUCGUACAGUUCAACUGAAAAGCACUCUAUGAAUCUUCCUGCCAGCAGUCGUCUGAUGACGAGGGCUCUGAAAGCAGAGGAAGAGACAGAUCUCAAAGAUGCCCUGGCCACAAGCCAAAUCUCAACAAAAGCCCUCACUGAUGAGUGUCUUGACAAUACACCUACUGAUGCACCCAUCAAAACUGAAAGGUCUCCGCACUUGGAAUCACCAAUCACCAUCAGCAAUGCAUCUUCCUCCACAAAUCACAGCUCUCUAAAAAGACGUGCAAGGAAACCUGAUAAGAAACACAUUCGUAAUGGCUCAUUGAUAAAGUCUAAUUGCGUCGAUUCAAGUGCACCCACUGCACAACCGGUUAAGAUCAAGACCGAAAACCCAGAUCUAUCCUCUUGUGCUUCCCCGUCCUCAUCUCUAUCUCCAAUGGAUCCUUUCCAGGAUGUCAAGGAACUAAUGUUUAAAUCUCUUGUGAAGGAGGACAGCAGUGACUCUGAAUUAAUAAAUUUUCGGCCUGAUUCCAAUUAUAAAUUCAGCACCUUCCUGAUGCUCCUGAAGGACAUGCACGAUACCAGACAACAAGAAGGUAAACCCCUGGCUGUCCCGCCAUCGCCAGUCCUCAUCAAGGAGGAACCCCUGGUCAUGCCUACUUCUACAGAAGGAGAUCUGAUGAAGGGUUCUUGUGAUGGUUUAACCAAAGGGAUCAAAACAGAGAAUGGGAGGUCAGGGAAAUCCACAACACCCAAAAACACAGCGGUGAAAGCCAAGAAUAGGACUAAAGCUAUCAUGACAGCUGGCACCUACCAUUGUGAAGACUUUCCUGUUCGCUCUCAGAUCGGGAACUCAGACAAGCAGCGUAGAAAACAAAGGAUACCUGCCAAACUGAAACUCAGCAUUCCUGGCCUUUCUUCGGACCUCGCUGGUUUGGCUUACGGCAGGGAGUUUGUUAGCGGCCACGCUGACUUAGCUGAUCCUGGGUGCUGUCCUCCCGCUGCUGCUGAUCCCUCGGCCAGCUACCUCAAUAAGAACUCAGGAUCCGCAGUGGCUCCAAAGAAGCGCUGGCAGAUGGUUGAUGGGGCUGCUGAGAAUAAGAGCGAAGUUAUGAAUGAGGUGUCUGCUGAGAUGAAUGGGUCUUACACCAUGAGAGCAUCACCAGAUCUUGAUCUGGGAGUUGAGAAGCAGGCAGAGAAUGACUUGCACUUCUCAGAGGCAAGCAGCACAGCUGGACAUUCAGAGAACAAACGUCUCCGGAAACCCACUAAAAGGCUCCUGGAGUCAACUGAGGAUUAUGAACAAAUAUUUAUCCCAAAAAAGAAAUCAAAGAAACACACCUCAGAAUCUUCCAAAAUGCAGACAUCAGGGAUGACAGCACUCUAUGAUCUCAGCACCACACCGGAAAGAAAUACCUCAGCCUCGUCUUCUGUUGAGCCCACCGAGGCUCCGGCAGAGCAGGAACAGAGUCCACCUCAGUGUGAACUUUUUCCCGUAGCAUCCUCAGUAUCUCCAGCCAUAACACAACCCUCCCUUGAUGCAGAGACAGCAGAAGAAACUGAUCCACCUCCUGAAUCUGAUACAGGGUUGUUGGUCCAAGAAAGAAAGAGGCCAAGGAAGCUGUCGCAUAAGGUGCUGGAAUGUACCAUAGAAGAAGUGUCUGUUGCUCAUACAAAGAUGAAGGAGCCAAAGCGACCCAGUGGAGUUACCUCAGAGGUGAAAAUGUUAGCCAAGAAAACUCAGGUUGAAUCUGUGAAAAAAGAGAAGCCUGUACCAAGCACAUCCUCUGCUCCUGCUGCUGCCCCCCAGCACUCAGAAAGCAAAGAUCUCCCCGUGGUCCUCACUCCAAACAGGCCUCCCAGCCCUCCAGGAUCUAAGACCCCCAAGCAGGAGGCCGAGGUGGAGGCCUGCAGCACUGAGGAGAAACAAAAUGUACACACUGGAACGCUAACUCCCAAACCUGAGGUGCUGUCUGUUAGUUUGAAUGACAACCUCUCUUCCCAAGUGGAUGUAAAAGGGAAAAUAGGCGCUACAUCCUUAAAGGAGAAUGUCUGUCAGGUGUGUGAGAGGACAGGAGACCUGCUGGUGUGUGACGGCCACUGUUACGGAGCCUUUCACCCGCUGUGUAUUGGCCUGUCAGCGGCUCCCAAGGGGAAAUUCCUCUGUCGUGAAUGCAACGCUGGUGUCCACACAUGCUUUGUGUGUAAGAAGUCUGAUAAUGGGGUAAAGCGCUGCAUCAUACCAUUGUGUGGGAAGUUCUACCACACAGACUGCAUAUUGGUGUACUCAGCGACCCAGCCACAUAACAAAGGCUUCCGCUGCCCUUUGCACGUGUGUCUGUCCUGCCACAUCACCAACCCUCUCAACAUCUGUAGCUCUAAAGGUAGGCUAGCUCGAUGUGUACGCUGUCCUGUGGCCUAUCAUGCUAACGACAACUGUAUGGCAGCAGGCAGCUUGGUGCUGGCAAACAACAGUUUCCUCUGUCCAAACCACUUCACUCCCCGCAAGGGCUGCAAGAACCACGAACACAUCAACGUUAGCUGGUGCUUUGUAUGCUCAGAGGGGGGUAGUCUGCUGUGUUGUGAGGCCUGUCCUGCUGCUUUCCAUCGGGAAUGUUUGAAUAUAGAGAUGCCUCAGGGCAGCUGGUUCUGCAAUGACUGCAAAGCUGGAAAGAGGCCUCGUAUUAAGGACAUACUGUGGGUCAAAUGGGGACGUUACAGGUGGUGGCCUGCAGAGGUCUGUCUGGCCAAAGAUGUCCCGAAUAACAUCUUGAGGAUGAAACAUGAGGUGGGAGAGUUUCCAGUGCAAUUCUUUGGCUCCAAAGAUUUUGUGUGGACGUACCAAGCCAGAGUCUUCCCCUACAUGGAGGGGGACACUCACAGCAUAGAGAAAAUGGGAAAGGGUACAGAUGCUGUGUACAAAAAUGCCCUGACUGAAGCAGCAGAGCGGUUCAGAGAGCUCCAGGCAGAAAAGGAGAUGAAGCAACUUCAGGAGGAAAGAAAAAGUGACAAGAAACCUCCUCCAUACAAGCCCAUUAAGGUAAACCGGCCCAUUGGGAAGGUGCAGAUCAUUACUGCCGACCUAUCGGAGAUCCCGCGUUGCAACUGUAAGGCGUCUGACGAGAACCCAUGCGGCAUCGACUCCGAGUGCAUUAAUCGCAUGCUGAUGUAUGAGUGCCACCCUCAGGUGUGUGCAGCAGGGGAGAGAUGUCAGAACCAGGCCUUCACAAAGCGCCAGUACACACCUGUGGAAAUUGUCAGGACGCUGUCCUGCGGCUGGGGUUUAGUUGGUGUGUCGGACAUCAAGAAGGGAGCCUUUGUGUGUGAAUAUGUGGGAGAGGUGAUCGAUGAAGAAGAAUGCCGAGCCAGGAUCAGACACGCCCAGGAGAACGACAUCUGUAACUUCUACAUGCUUACACUGGACAAGGACCGCAUCAUUGAUGCCGGGCCCAAAGGGAACCAGGCUCGCUUCAUGAACCAUUGUUGCCAGCCAAACUGUGAGACUCAGAAGUGGACUGUGAAUGGGGACACCAGGGUGGGGCUAUUUUCUCUACAAGACAUCCCAAAAGGUAUGGAGCUGAAUUUUAACUACAACCUGGAGUGUCUUGGCAAUGGGAAAACUGCCUGUAAAUGUGGAGCACCCAACUGCAGUGGUUUCUUGGGUGUCCGGCCAAAGAACCAGCUGUCAGCUGAGAAACUGAAACUGAAGGAAGGUAAGAGGAAGGUCCCGAUGAAGAAGAAGACCAAGCAAGAAGUGACCAAGGAGAGGGAAGACGAGUGCUUCAGCUGUGGCGACGGGGGCCAGAUAGUGUCCUGUAAGAAGCCGGGUUGCCCGAAGGUCUAUCACGCAGACUGUCUCAACCUGGCCAAGAGGCCUGCAGGGCGAUGGGAGUGUCCAUGGCACCAGUGUGACAUCUGUGGUAAAGAGGCAGCUUCGUUCUGUGAGAUGUGCCCCAACUCUUACUGUAAGGAGCAUCGUGAAGGCAUGCUCUUCAUCUCCAAGCUGGACGGGAAGCUGUCCUGCAGUGAACACGACCCCUGUGGGCCUGACCCACUGGAGCCGGGGGAGAUUCGUGAAUAUGUGCCCAACAUGACCUCCGUGAGGCCAGGGGCCAUGGCUGAGCCUGUCACUCUCUCGCAAGGCCCAGAUUCCAGAGGAGCCAGUUCUGCUGCCAUCACUUCCCCUGCUGGCCAGGCUGCGUCGGCCAGACAGGGGCCUCCUCCUCCUCCUCCUCGUCUCUAUAUCAACACAAAGACUGCUACCUCCAGCUUCGUCCCCUCCAGCAGGUCAUACCACACAGACAGGACUGAAGGGAGAGGGUUUUCCACUCCUACCUCCUCCAAGGAGGAGAGAGAGGACGGUGAGGUGGAGGACGGGGAGGUGUGUGGGUUAGAGAUGGAGGAGGUGGAAGACGACGAUGAAGAAGCGGAGGAGGAAGAGGACGACGACAUGGAGGAGAUGGAGAUAGUGGAAGAUGAGGAGGAUGAGCCGCUGUAUGGAGGUGAUCUUCUGGAGGAAGGUGAUGAUGACGAAGAGGAGGACGAAGGAGGGGAUGGGGAUGAUGCUUGGGGUGACUAUGUGGAUGAAGAUGCUGAUGCUGAUGAUGGGGAGGGGGAGGAGUGGGGGAGAGUAGAGGACGAUGACCAGUGACUCAGUCCACCCAUUGCUCACUACUCAGCAAAAACUCUCAAUAGACAUUCAAAGGACAACAAAGUUAGUGAAAGACGGAGAGAGUUUGGUAUUUUGGUACCUACCUGAACGCGACACUGCCUUCACUUUGGUUGCGCGUUGCCUUCUCAUCCCGAGGCUGCUGGACUGACAGUGGGGAUGUGUACUGGUGCUAAGGCUCGAGGACUGACUCAGUCCGUCUCUUUAUACUUCUGUCAAUGUUUAUUUGUGUCUGGUGCUGUUAUGUUCUUUUGUUUGUUCUCUCAACAUUGUUUACAUUAUUUGGCCUUUUUUUAGUGUUUGGAAUAUAAGAAAAAGGUGAGAAGUUUCACCUGACCAGUCAUCAUAAGGGCAUCUUAUGUUGUUGUUACUGUCUUAACUCGUCUUUCUAAGAGUGAUCCAAAUAGUGUUCUCACUGAUCCGUGUUACCGUUGGGCACAACAACACCUGCUUGGUGCUUCUGAGGAAUGCAAAAAUAAACCCACUGGAGUCCUAAAGACCUUCGAUGAUUCUUCUCACUACAAAAACAGCCUGUUCUUUCUUUGAUUUACAGUUUCUAUACACAGUGGGUCAGAGCUCAGGAUCGAAGGCCAGGGGAAAUAAAGUACUGUAAUGACAUUCUACAAUCUCUAAAUGCAUCACAGAUAUAACUAACAUUUGUUUUGCAUCCAUCACUUCUGUU